GCCCUUUGUAACUUGUAAGCGACGAGCGCCGGGCGCCCAGCUUGAGAUCACCAUGUCGGAAACUCACUGUCAGUGUCAAUGAUGGCCUGGGAUUCGCCACCUUUGAAUCUUUGAAGCGCGCAUAGAGUACAGACGCUUUGGCCAAUGGCCUUUCGCUGGAUGAUCCGUGUUCAACCCAGGCUGGCAGCGCUGCAGCAAUUGCUGGAGAGCAGCUGGAUGUAGCCGCGGAAAGUUAUGGCGGCAGGACUUCCGAGCACACGAGACAACCGGGAUCCAGGGCGAGUCAGCAAGGACGAUUUGGUGGUCUGUUCUGCAGGCAGCUCUGAGGACAAUUCUGCGGGCCGGUCCGGCGGCUGCGUCGGCUGCACAGGGUUGGCUAGCUCAAACAUAUUGUCCGCAUCACAUUGGAAUGUUGCAGGAAGCAGCGAGCGAAGCACAAUUGCACGAGAUGGCGAUAGCGAGCUACAAUCAUGCAGUUCGAAUCCUGGCAGUCACAGCAGGAGGAUGCAACAGGUUGGAGAGCGGGUGUUUCUGGAGGAGCUUUUGGCACAAUUGGGGGCUACGUUCUCAAGUAUUAAACCCAGGAAGCACCUCCGCCACAUUGAUCUUGAAGAGCUGAGUGUCCUCAAGGAACGGUCCCCUUCUUCCCAAGAGCCUAUUAGCGAAAGAGAGUCAAAAGAUGAUGGGGUUGCUCAAAGCGUGCAGCCUCAUUCCGUUAGCAUACCGGACCUUAUCCUAGGAGCGGUGGUUGCGGUAGGGUCGGCGGGAAGGAUAUACUAUGGAACUUAUUGUGGUCAGGAGGUGGCUGUCAAGGUUUUCAAGCAAACAGCGGCUUGCAUCGGCCAUCCCACCUUUCAGCAGGAAGUUGGGUUUCUUUCUCGGUUGCAACACCCAAACAUUGUCAAGUUUCUAGGAGCCUACGACCAGCCUCCCCUCCAACUGCACGUCACAGAGUACCUCCCGGAAGGAUCGCUUAGGAACUACUUAGAGCGUCAAAAGGCCUUCGAGCCUCCGCCUUAUCUAGAGAGGCUUCGGAUGGCGCGAGACAUUGCCUGCGGGCUGGGGUACCUGCAUUCUUUAGGGAUCUUGCACCGGGACUGCAAGUCGGAGAAUAUGGUUAUUGGAGAGGACGGGACAGUGAAGCUGACCGACUUUGGGAUUGCGCGCAUGGAGGGGGAGCCCUCGGACAUGACCUCGGAGACGGGCACCUACAGAUACAUGGCGCCAGAGGUGAUUGGACACCGGCCCUACGACCGGUCAGCUGACGUGUACAGCUUCGGCCUGGUCCUCUGGGAGACGCUGACGGGGGAGCUCCCGUUUGCGGGGCUCAACGCUGUCCAAGCAGCGUUUGCAGUUGUGAACAAGCAUCGACGGCCAAUGAUCCCACCAGAUUGCCCGGCACCCGUCAAGAGCCUGAUUCAGGCAUGCUGGCACGCAAACCCGAGCAAACGGCCGGACUUCGCCUCCAUUUUGGCGACUUUGAACAGUGCAAUUGAGGAGCUCGAAACGCCGGGAUCCAGAGGUUGUCCAGACAGCAGUAAGGCUUGCGGCUGCUGGACUUUUCCGUUCAAGCGCAAGCCCCGAUAGGUGAGGCACGCCAGUGACUCAGUGUACAGGCGAGUAAACAGCUGUAGCGAUUUUGACCGUGGUGAGCAGCAAGUGGAUCUCCUAAGCCGUGGGAGAGAGGCUAAGUAGUGAGUGGUGCAUGGGCCUGCGAUUGCGAGCAGCCCACCAAGAAGACUGAGUGCAUAGUUUGCCGAUAUUUAUCGUUGUACCAUAUCUUGCACGGGAACCUAGUGGUAGGCCCCCAUGAGCUCGAGAUCGCUCCACACUGAGAGCUUCCGAUAAGGGCUUGGAAGACGUCCAUCUGUCUUGACUUGAGUUGAGCUUGAAACUGGGACUUGAGAGAAACUAGAACUUACGACGUCGUCGGCCCGAUCUCCGCGUUUGAGGCCCCAGAUCUGAGAGGAACAUGCAACCGUGGAACCGUGCGCAAGUCGAAGAUUUUGCAAGCGUCCGGCUGCGAGACUUGACGAACGCUUUCCCAAUAACUUAAAAGACUAACGCGUUGAACGUAGCAGUAGAGACUUCAUAAGGGCCACGGCCGCCGGAAAGUGAACUUACUGACUUGAUGUUAAUGCAUUGUCACUGCACCUGCAGCACCUCUAAGAUCCAAC
Klebsormidium nitens is the source of this 2177-nucleotide messenger RNA. The record is from the annotation of a GenBank genome assembly. Lineage: Eukaryota; Viridiplantae; Streptophyta; Klebsormidiophyceae; Klebsormidiales; Klebsormidiaceae.